AUGUCGAAAGGCGAGGAAUUGCUUCUGCAAUAUGAAAAUGAAAUUAUCCCUCGAUCGUUCCGGGGAGGCUUCGUGUUUCUAAGCUAUCUUGUCUCUUGCAUUGGAGCAGCCCUGACACUCGAGCUGCUCAAUCGUCGAACUUCCCGGAAUGGCUUAUUCAACCAUCUCAUACUUGUCAGUGCUGCAAUAGCUAUGGGUGGGAUAUCAAUAUGGUGCAUGCAUUUUGUCGGAAAUCAUGCGGUAAUACUAGGCGAGGGCGAGCCUGAACUCCGUAUCAAUUAUUCUAGCCGCUACUCCGCACUCUCCUUCUUCUUGUCAGUAAUCGUACUCCUGGUGGCUUUCGUAGCCAUUGGCGCGAACUGCAAGGUUUCCGGGUGGCGAAUAUGCUGCGGAAGCGUGCUUGCUGGUGGUAGUAUGUGCGGGAUGCAUUACUUGGGUAACGCUUCUAUCACCAAUUACGACUGCAUAUAUGACAAGGUCUUCAUUGCGGGAGCAGCAGUCAUCGCUGUAGUUGACAGUAUCUUGGCCCUAUCACUGUUCUUCGUCUGUAGAGCGUCCUGGAAGAAUACGUGGCGGAAAAGAGUGUUAUCUGCACAUUUGUUGGCUGGUGCCGUGUCUGGAAUGCAUUGGGUUGCGGCUGUCGGUACAAAUUAUCGCUUGAAACAUACGAAUGGCGACCUUCAACUUUCUCAGAGUCAGGCCAUCAUAAUCGUCAUAUGCCUGUUAAUCCCCGCAGUCUUCUUCAUGGCAGGAUCCAUCAUUUACGCAACACGCGUCACGAAACGAAAUGCGAGCAAGGCCCAACAGAUUAUCUUAGCGGCCGCAGUGUUCGACAAAUUGGGGAGGAUAUUAGUGAGCCCAGACGGCUUGCUACCCAGCGAGAAGAUUACAGAUGCGUAUGUGGAAAAGACCCAAGACGACGCAUUCGGUAUUUCUCAUCCUCUUUUCCAUUGGAUGUUCCAGGUCUCUCGAGAUUGGAACAGCGUGGUCGGUAUGGUUGAUGGCAUAGCUAAACACCUGGCGCGUUUGCCCAAGGGUCCUCGCGAUACCAAGAUCCGUCUCAUUGACGAUGAAGGCAAACUAAUCGAGAAUUAUGACACCAUAUUUCGUGAACUGUUCUGCGUCGCAGCCAUGAAUUUAGCAAACAAGUUAAAAGAGAAGCUUGUUGAUAAAAGGGCGGCUAUGGCGCAUGUAGCAGGGCACAUGGCGAUAUUGGCCGAAUGCAGCGCUGUGUUGGACCGUGGCGUACAUAUCGGCUUCUUCGGCGUCAGGGCUCGCGUAGGAAGUUUUGGUUUCGACGUCGUUGUGAAGAAGGGCGCUCGGAACUUGCUCCCUACUAUGCCAGUACCGCUUGAACGUCUGGAGUCAUGGCAGAUGGAUGUUAUUCGUCGGCUUAACAGAAUGGAUGUCCCUGUCCUAUUCCAAAAUCUCAAUGCGCUGAAGAAGCUCUCUCCUCGAGAGGUAUUGUUUGCUUCGCAGCUGUCUGGCGCUCUCCAAUCUCUUCGCGCUUGGGUAGAUGAUCCCGUUUUUGACGAAGCCGUACUGACUUCUAGGGUGGUCCAAGUACCCUGCAGAGCUCGAGCUGGGUUAAGCUCGGAAUCUUGCACAAUGAUUGCUCUGUGCAUCAUGAUGCCGAUUCACGCCAGCGCCAGUAACCCUAGGUGCGAAUUCAUACCCUUAAAUUUCUUUAAGAUUCAUCAGAUGGUAUAUGAGAAUUCACCUCAUCUCGCCGCAUUUACACGGUACGUGCAUCGGGAACUGUCCCCGACGGUAAAUGCAGUGUCGAUCAAUAAGCCACCUGCAACAUACCAACGAGCCGGGCGAGCCAUAUUCUGGCGGAAUCGCUUGAGUUCAUUGCGUCGCUUUGGACGGUCGAAAACCAAUGACUAUGUCAUGGUUGGAGAUGGCUCUUUUAACUAUGAAUCAGAUAUUUGCAGUUCUGCGGUGAAGCGAUGCAGUCAGGAUUUCCCCGGUCGCCAGAAGUCGUGGAAAGAUACGAUAUCUGACAAAGCGGUGGUGCAGCAAUCCUCCUCUUUCGGAGGCAUUAUGGUGUCACAGGAGAUCCAGGUAGAUAUAAUACAGAUCGACGAUGUUAGUGGUGGCGGUGCGUUUGCCCCGUCCAAAUCUCCCGUCAGCGCAGAGAGCGUGACGAUGGUCAAAGCCGGAGCAGGCUCUGACUUUAGGACGUCUCUAUCUGGAGUAGAAGAAGACACAUAUGCUGUGGCUGAGCGCGAGAAAAUCAACGCAGCGAUUACAUUUGUUGACGAGCUGUUCGCUAUUUGUGUUGAUGGACUUUGUUCUUUUCUCAUUUGUAUAUGUAACAAUAAUAGUUGCUAA
Molecule: messenger RNA, 2337 nt
Organism: Daldinia decipiens
Lineage: Eukaryota; Fungi; Ascomycota; Sordariomycetes; Xylariales; Hypoxylaceae
Exons: 4
Coding region: 1-2337 (778 amino acids)
Source: RefSeq, a predicted model, not a curated record